Molecule: messenger RNA, 492 nt
Organism: Rasamsonia emersonii CBS 393.64
Lineage: Eukaryota; Fungi; Ascomycota; Eurotiomycetes; Eurotiales; Trichocomaceae
Exons: 2
Coding region: 1-492 (163 amino acids)
Source: RefSeq, a predicted model, not a curated record
AUGUCCUCUGGUAUUAUCUCCGCGGGACAUCAUGACACCUUUCGAGUGAUGUUCUGGUUGUUGCGGUCUCCUUUCUCUCAAGCAGUAAAAGAGCCGGUGAGGGAAUGCAUUGCUACUCCGGGAUUGAUUACUGACUUGGAAAUAGACCGUGGGGGCCACCCCGACGACGUCACAUUCUCACGAUGGAAAAUACUCCGGAUCUUGUGGGAUCCUACCUCGAACUUUUUGCCUCCACCGUACGUACGUCUCUGUGAUGCCUGGGUUUAUAUCCUGGCCAAGAUCUGUACGCCUCGGCUCCGCCACCAACGAUGGCUGAAUGACUUCAACAGCCACGGGGACAUAAGACUGCACCGCCGCCCCCUUUCGCCGACAGUGUGGUUAAUCAAAGACGGUAUUUCUUAUUUUCCAGUCUAUCGCUCUGCAACUACACGCGCACGGAAAUACGCCUAUGUUUUGUGCGGCAUGACUAGGGCAACAAGGGGUCAACAUUGA